Molecule: messenger RNA, 1621 nt
Organism: Ceratosolen solmsi marchali
Lineage: Eukaryota; Metazoa; Arthropoda; Insecta; Hymenoptera; Agaonidae
Exons: 4
Coding region: 106-1368 (420 amino acids)
Source: RefSeq, a predicted model, not a curated record
CUCCUUUCGAUCAUUAAUUAUCACAAGGGGGAAGAACCGCCAUCGUUAUCGAACCGUCUCCUCGUGUCGUAAGCGAAAAAGAGGGAAGAGAGGAGAAUAGCCGAGAUGUCCGACAGCGAGGACACGGAGGGCUCCUGCGCCGAUUGGAACAUAACGAAGGAAUGGCUCGAGAGUAUGCUCCAGGAGCACCAUGGCAAGGACUCCGAGCCCGCGGUGAGCGACUUCACGGUGCGGCCAGGAUGCAAUGCCGGCGAGAGCGUCCUCAGUGACAUUCUCGCGGUCAACGUGGAGUACCGGCCAAUGCCGGAGCAGCCGGACACCAAUCUCAGCCUCAUCGUCAAACGUUUGCCCCAGGAUCCCUAUAGCCGGUUCUUCGUCACCGAAGCCCAAUUUGACUUAAGGGAGAUCAGGUUUUACACGCAGGUCGUGCCUGAUCUGGAAGUAUUCCAAAAGCAAAAUCGUGGCGAGUCGUCGACAAUAAUUGAAUUGCCAAUACCCCGCUGUAUCCAUGCACACUACAGUCCAGCGAGCGGCACCGAGGACAGCCCAGUGCCACCCGAGUCCUUCCUCGUCCUCGAGAAUCUUGGGCCCAAAGGUUUCAAGGGUGCCGAGUUCUCGCGGGGUCUCACCCUCAAGCAGGCCGAGGCGGCACUUAACGCCGUCGCUAAAAUUCACGCGCUCUCGCUCACUCUCAAAGUCAAGGAGGGCAAACCCCUGUCAGAGAGAUAUCCCUUUCUCUUUCAGACAGCGAGAGCCACCGACUCAUAUCAGCAGCUAGUCGAGCGGGGCCUUCCUCAGCUGGCUCACUUCCUGGAAGGACGUCCGGGACUCGAGGCCGUGCUCGAGGCACUCCUGGCUCUACGGCCACGUACCAAGGAAGUAAUAGCGAAUCUCCUGGCACCGGAGGAUCCGCUCGCCCUCAUCACGCACACGGACUUCUGGUGCAAUAACCUGUUGUUUCGCAAGGGCGAUAGCGAUGAGUGCGAGUGCGCCGUCCUCGACUGGCAAAUGGUCACGUACAGUCGCCCGACAAACGAUGUCGCUCUUCUCCUAGUCAGUAGCUUGCCGACCGAGCUUAGGCGCGAGCACACACCCGCGCUCCUCGAUAACUAUUGGGCCACCCUCACUAGCACCUGCACCGUCCUCGGGCUCGACAUUGGCAACGAGCUCAACUACACUAGGUCCGACCUCGAUCGGGACUACCGGCGUUCGCAGCUGCUGGCGCUGCUGCUUUGCAUAGGAUCCGUCGACGUCGCCUUGGGUGAUCCCAUGACCGAGCAACGACUCAUCGACGUACUCGAGGAUCUCCACAAUGAGGGAGUGCUGGCCGUCAAAGACGUCGCCGAGGAUCAGUCACAGGAAGUGUGAAGCCCCAGAGUGGCUUUUCAUUAAAAAUCGUCGUUACAUCCAUCCUCGGCGUGCUCUCUCACCCUCGACUCUCCAAAAAUACGCCAACGUCGCAACGCUCUUUCGCUACAAGCGUGUUAAUGUAUGCGUAACGCCUAGAUGAGCUUAAGAGAGAAUUGCUUGACGAUGCGCACUGUGACCGCUUUUCAAGGCUCCUUGUCUUGAUAAAAUUCCUCCGCAACUCGUAGAUCUCCGUCAUUGGAUAUAACAUAAC